Molecule: messenger RNA, 264 nt
Organism: Penicillium vulpinum
Lineage: Eukaryota; Fungi; Ascomycota; Eurotiomycetes; Eurotiales; Aspergillaceae
Source: RefSeq, a predicted model, not a curated record
CUACCGAGUCAUAGUGGUGAGCGGCCCGCCGACGUGGGGAAACUCUACAUUACGGGAGGGGAAGGACACAUCAGCGGUUCAGAGGCGUGCAGGAUAUUAAGGUGUAGAAUAGUGGUUCAGGGCAUUCUGGUGAAUGGGCUGAAGACUAUGAGAAGUAGCAGCGAGGUGAUUUUUCUAACGAAUCAAAAAAUAAAGAAACAUACAACAGUGAGGAUUCGCUGGUGGUCACCCACCCAACUACUAACUCACCGGCGUGUGGCUUAA